This is a messenger RNA of Aspergillus thermomutatus, 900 nucleotides long. RefSeq lists its product as uncharacterized. The transcript has 3 exons. The record is from RefSeq and is a predicted model, not a curated record. NCBI's taxonomy places the organism in Eukaryota, Fungi, Ascomycota, Eurotiomycetes, Eurotiales, Aspergillaceae. Bases 1 to 900 code for a protein of 299 amino acids.
AUGUCCACAAACACGAAUCGAGUGGUUUCCAUCGUGGAACUGGCCGUCUAUAUUCCAGCACUGAUUCCGGCCGUCAUUGCGUGUAAGCGUCAUGAAUUUGGUCGUAGCUCAGGGUGGCAUUUUACCCUGACCCUUUGCCUGGUCCGUAUUGCUGGAAGCACAUGUCAGCUCAUACUGUACUCCAACAAUUCGGUCGGUCUCCUCAAAGCGACCUUGAUCCUCGAAUACAUUGGCCUGGCGCCCCUCCUGCUUGCGACGCUGGGAAUGCUCUCGCGUUUUGUUGUCUGGGUCAAUACCUCCUCGGCCGCUCCGAAAAUCUCGAUUCGGUACUUCCGACUCGUUCAACUCGCCGUGGUCAUCGGAGCAGUACUGGGAAUCAUCGGCGCCGGGAAAACCCAGGCACAGACCAACUCCCCCUCGAUCUGGUCCGAAGUCGCAGUAAUUUUCUACGUAGCCGCUGGUGCCGCAUUGGUACUGAUAUUCCUGCUGACAAUCCCCUACUUUGCAUCAGUCCCGGAGUCGGAGCGCCCUCUCGCGCCCGCCAUCGGGGUUGCGCUGCCGUUGGACCUGGUCCGGCUGACAUACCAAGUCCUCGUCGUAUUUGUGCAUCGAGGACCCUUUAGCCGAACGGCGCCGUCAGUCGGCGUCCGCGUGGGCAUGGCCCUGGUGGAGGAAUUUGUCGUGGUCGCAAUCUUUCUGCUGCUAGGAUUCAGGCUGGAUAGACUGGACAAGGGCCAACAGGGCCCAAUCUUGUCAAGGCUCUGGAAGGAUCCCCCGGGGGACAGGAGUCGGAGCAAUAGGAAACAGUGCCGGAGACGUCAUGGGGGAGGAGUCCAGUACGAACCGGCGUUUGACUUGGAGGAUGCUCACACACUGCAGGAUGCCGGACUUCGCUCCUAG